Messenger RNA from Leptopilina heterotoma, 1420 nucleotides. RefSeq names its product erlin-1-like. Bases 81 to 1124 code for a protein of 347 amino acids. The record is from RefSeq and is a predicted model, not a curated record. Gene Ontology annotation, molecular function: cholesterol binding; ubiquitin protein ligase binding. Lineage: Eukaryota; Metazoa; Arthropoda; Insecta; Hymenoptera; Figitidae. The transcript has 5 exons. Gene Ontology annotation, biological process: SREBP signaling pathway. Gene Ontology annotation, cellular component: endoplasmic reticulum membrane; endoplasmic reticulum.
GGAAAUUCUGCAGGAAUUAAUCAACUGUCGGUAACAAAAGUCUCUUUAGUGUAAAGUGUUUACGGUGUUUACACAAGUGUAUGUUAUUAAUCCAUUUGGUUUUAUUUUUCACUGGAAAAAGAAUGAUUGACCAAAGUGUAAUUGGAAUUGGGAUUUUAAUUUUUCUGGCUGUGAUAUUUAAUUUCUCUCUGCAUCGCAUUGACGAAGGACAUGUUGGUGUUUACUUCCGGGGAGGAGCUUUAUUGCCCCAUGUCAGUAAUCCUGGAUUUCACAUGAUGAUUCCCGUCCUUACGUAUUUUCGUUCAGUGCAAAUAACUUUGCAAACGGAUGAAGUGAAAAAUGUCCCCUGCGGAACUAGUGGAGGUGUUAUGAUUUAUUUCGAUCGAAUUGAAGUUGUUAAUAUUCUAGACGGCGGUGCUGUUUACAAUAUGGUUCGAAAUUUCACCGCCGACUACGAUCGAACAUUAAUUUUCAAUAAAGUUCACCAUGAAUUAAAUCAAUUUUGCUCAGUGCACACUUUACACGAGGUUUAUAUCGAUCUCUUCGAUCAAAUUGACGAGAAUUUGAAAACUGCACUUCAAAGAGAUUUAAAUGAACUUGCGCCAGGUUUACACAUUCAAGCCGUUCGAGUUACAAAGCCAAAAAUACCAGAGACAAUUAGAAAAAAUUACGAACUCAUGGAAGGCGAGAAGACAAAACUUUUAAUUUCAACUCAACAUCAGAAGGUCGUCGAGAAAGACGCCGAGACCGAUAGGAAGAAAGCAGUGAUAAAUGCCGAGAAAGAAGCACUAGUGGCAAAAAUUCAAUUUGAACAGAAAAUAAUGGAAAAGGAAUCACUUCAAAGAAUUGCUGCAAUCGAAGAUGAAAUGCAUUUGGCACGUGAGAAAAGUAAAUCUGACGCUGAAUUUUAUCAAACAAAAAAACAAGCCGAAGCAAAUAAUUUACUAUUAUCGAAAGAAUUUUUGGAAUUGAAAAAAUAUCAGUCACUCGCGCAAAAUUCAAAGGUCUAUUAUGGUCAGGAUAUUCCAAAAAUGUUCUCCCUAGGCGGAUGCUCGAAUGAUCCAUCACUGGGUGGUCAUAUUUCCGAGAGGAUACACACGAAUUCUGUUGACAGUAAAACAUAACUUCCCCCAUUGCUUAUCAAAUAUUUAUCACUCUAUAUUUUUUACAUCAAAUUCUAUCUAUAAGUUUUUCGCGCAUCUAUUUCCGAAAAUUGUUUUUCUUCAUUUAGAAAAAUAAUUUCAACAUAUAAAAGUUUUUGUUUUAUAAACUCGUUUAUUAGGAAAAGUUUAUAAUACAGAAACUUUGGUUUUUGUAUAUAUAAAGUCUGUAAGUACUUUAAAUUCAUUUUUUUUUGUUUGAAAAAAAAAAUGGUUGUAAACUGUUGUCCUAUUUAUGAAAAUACAUAUUUUUCAUCAUU